Molecule: messenger RNA, 2861 nt
Organism: Drosophila nasuta
Lineage: Eukaryota; Metazoa; Arthropoda; Insecta; Diptera; Drosophilidae
Product: mucin-5AC
Exons: 8
Coding region: 129-1871 (580 amino acids)
Source: RefSeq, a predicted model, not a curated record
AAGAGCGAGCUUUUUUUUUCAGCCAAGCCAAUUCGCAAAUUGGCACUCGGUUCAGAGUCUUGUCUGCUGCCGUGCGGUUAGGACGCCGUUAGUUUACCAAUCACAGCAAAGUUUCAGUGCCCAAAACGAUGCUUGGGAAUAGCUUUUGGCCCAUUCUCCUUGUGGCCAGCUGCAGCCUGGCGCACGCUUACCCCGCCCUCUUGCCCUACAUCUACAAUCCGUCGAAUGCAGGUCGCCUGGAUAAGCGCAGCGAUGUGAACUUUCCGCAGAUUGAGGACGAUGUCGUUGAACUGGAUCAGUUGAGGAAUGAACAACAACCUGCGGUGGCAAAGAGACAACACGAUGGCAGCACUGUUCGCACCACAACCACAACUAAGGAGAGCGUGGAGAAAGUAAUCGCCGCACCAGAAUCGAGCAGCAAGGAGCAAGUUGCUGUCUUAAAUCAAGGUCUGCCCGACUUGGAGCGUCAACUGGAGGUGGCCACGCCAUUGAUGUCGAUGUCGACCACCACGACAACGAGCACAUCGGCCACGACAACAACGGCGGCAUUCAAGGAUGAGAGCGAACGUUCGCAGCUGGAGGAGCCAAAGACGAAUCCGCAUGCCAAGUGUAUAUCCACGAAACCACCCAAAAAUCAACAGGCUUUCUACGGUGCAGCUCGACUAGCUUUUGGCCAGAAUCCAGAGGUGUUACCAACAUCCUCUACAUCCACCACAACCACCACAGCAUCCACAUCCACAUCGACAUCGACAACAACCACAACAACAACACCACCACCAGCUCCAUCAACAAUCGCAGUUGAAGCCACCGCAGCUGUAGUGCCCGCUGCUCCCAUGGCACCCAAGAGUGAAGUUGUGGAGCCCGUUGUGGAUGUGGCCGGAGAGCCAGCGGAGAAUGGAGAGAGUGCUCCCAGUGCAGCUGUGGAAGUGAAGCCACCAGCGGCGCAUCAUAAUCACGAUAUCAACAAGGAGACCAUCGGCGACAUUCUGAUCGAUCAGCUCGAGUCGGUUGCCAAGACAACUGAGCGACGCUCCAGCUCCGGUUCCGGCGGCAGCAUGCCACAUCUGACGGCCAAGACUGCUCAGAGUCUGCUGCGUAAUCCCAGUGGACAGUAUUCGUCCUUCGACAUGGCUCAGUAUGUGUUCUGGACCGGCGAUGAGACUGGCGUGGCCAGAGCAGUUGAGGAACUAAUCGACGAGAAUUUGAUUACACGAGAGAGUGCUCUGAAGUUCUUGCGCGACAUACGUCUAGGCAUUGAGUUCUUGCAGCGCUCCUAUGCCAAUCGUAUUUUCCCCGAGGAGCUGCGUCAGAAUCACUUGAAACGCAGUGCUCCUAGCACCACAGCGAGCACAACAACAUCGACUACAAGCACAACCACAAGCACGACCACUGAGAAACCCUUGCCCUACAUCCAUUUGGAUAACGAUGGUGAUGGAGUGACGCCAGAGAUUGGACGCUCCAAGGCGCUGGAUAGCUUCACUUUCUGGAACAAGCUGAAGGCACUGGAGAGCGAGACUCCGCAGGAUCUGACCGACUAUGAUGAUACCAUGGGCAGGGCCAAGAUCGUUGAGUAUUUGUACAACGAGUACAGCUUAGAGGAAAUUCUAUACAAGUUGGCCAAGGUGAUGUUCGCUCAGUCGCUGGCUCAUGGCUCAGACGAGGCUCAACAGGAGCUGCAGAAGUUGACCGAAUUCCUGGAGCGUGAAGGAAAUUUAGGGGUUAUUCCUGUCGAUUUGCAGAAGAAGGUUUUGAGGGUUCUGCUUACUGCUUUGUCGGAUACUUUGACCGAGCAUCCGGAGUUGUUGCCUGCUGCGCGUGUUAACUUGGCCAAUCCAUACUUUAGGCUUCCAAUGCAUACUCCCAGCCAAUAGAGCAGCAGCAGACGGCGGGCGGCAGUUAUCAGAAUAUAUAUUUAAAUAUAUAUAUCUACUACAUUCAUAAUCUAUAUUAAAUAUAUAUAUAUAUUUACUAAGUUAAGCAGCAGAAUCAACUACGAGUUCAGUUCAACGUCGAUUGCCAUAUUCAAGAAAUGCGCUCUCUCGGAAUUGUUAGCUACAACAAAACGUUUUGAGUGAUCCUAAGUUUCCCUCGAUUUCGAUGAAGAUUUAUGUAUACUUUUGUUCGAUUUAUAAGAUAGCAAAAACAAAAAAAACUCUCGUGAUAUUUUUGUCAGGCUAGAAAGUAAAAGGCCAUCCGAAAUGGAAAGUAAGAAAAUGAAAAUGGUAGUAUGAAUGUUUUUAUAAAUGUAGAAAAAUGAAAAAUACAAAAAGUGAAAAAAUGAGAGACUUGCGCUAUUUUGAGCUUUUUAAAAUGAACAAAACAAAAAACAAAAACAAAACAUAUAUGAAAAACCAAAGAGUAAAUAAAUAAAAUAUUGUAUUUGUAGUAAAUUGGCAUGCUUGCUUAUAUUUGAUAUGAGUUAGUUUGGGAACAAUGAGGUUGAUGUUGAUAAUAUCCUUUGUUAAUCGAAGCUACAAAAGAGAAAACAUACAUGUACUCGUAUAGGAAAAAUAUAUAUACUACUACAAAUUAUACAUAUUCGCUCCGUUUAUCAAAGAAAAGAUGAGAAAACCAAUGAAGCAGGAAAGGGCUUUAAGUCCACAUAUAUCAGUAGCAAAUAGAACUGCUUUAUAAAUUAUUUAGUUGUGUUUUUUUUUCUCCCUCUCUUUAAGUAUCCUAUAUACCCUACUUGAAUAAAUAAAUAAAAUAACUAACGAGUUGCUUGAUUAAUAAUUAUGAAUUGUUUCCACAAUUGUUUAAUUAAUGUGCAAUGUGUGUAAUGUCUAAUGUGUAAUAUGAUAGAUCAAAAGCAAACUAGAAAUUAUUGUUUCUCAACACAUAGUUCAUACAUAAUAAUACUC